UUUAUGUUGCCCUAGUAACACUAAAUAAAAUGUUAAACAUAGAGAUCUUAUCCCCUUCUGAAUUUUAGGUAUUUGACCGCAUGGAAAUGGUCAUCUAAGGGAGUUUAUGGCAGCUCUUCCUAGCUUAUCUAAAGACCCAGGAAAUCUGAACUGUGUUCUCUAACCUUCCAAAAUUGACUAAUUCUAAGCACCUCUUUCAGUAUUCAAGUCAAACAACGUUGAAAUGGAUUGGGUGUUGAAGCAUACUGGUCCAAAUAGUCCUGACACGGCCAAUGAUGGCUUUGUACGUCUUAGAGGACUCCCCUUUGGAUGUAGCAAGGAAGAAAUUGUUCAGUUCUUCUCAGGGUUGGAAAUCGUGCCAAAUGGGAUAACAUUGCCGGUGGACUUCCAGGGGAGGAGUACGGGGGAGGCCUUCGUGCAGUUUGCUUCACAGGAAAUAGCUGAAAAGGCUCUAAAGAAACACAAGGAAAGAAUAGGGCACAGGUAUAUUGAGAUCUUUAAGAGCAGUCGGGCUGAAGUUAGAACUCACUACGAUCCACCACGAAAACUCAUGGCCAUGCAGCGACCAGGUCCCUACGACAGGCCUGGGGCUGGUAGAGGGUAUAACAGCAUUGGUAGAGGAGCUGGCUUUGAGAGGAUGAGACGUGGUGCUUAUGGCGGAGGCUAUGGAGGCUAUGAUGAUUACAAUGGCUAUAAUGAUGGCUAUGGAUUUGGGUCAGAUAGAUUUGGAAGAGACCUCAAUUACUGUUUUUCAGGAAUGUCCGAUCAUAGAUACGGGGAUGGUGGUUCUACUUUCCAGAGCACAACUGGACAUUGUGUACACAUGAGGGGAUUACCCUAUCGAGCUACUGAGAAUGACAUUUAUAACUUUUUUUCACCGCUUAACCCGGUCAGAGUACACAUUGAGAUUGGUCCUGAUGGGAGAGUGACUGGUGAAGCAGAUGUCGAAUUUGCAACUCACGAAGAUGCUGUUGCAGCUAUGUCAAAAGAUAAAGCAAACAUGCAACACAGAUAUGUAGAACUCUUCUUGAAUUCCACAGCAGGAGCAAGCGGUGGUGCUUACGAACACAGAUAUGUAGAACUCUUCUUGAAUUCUACAGCAGGAGCAAGCGGUGGUGCUUAUGGUAGCCAAAUGAUGGGAGGCAUGGGCUUGUCAAACCAGUCCAGUUACGGUGGCCCAGCUAGCCAGCAGCUGAGUGGUGGCUAUGGAGGUGGCUAUGGCGGCCAGAGCAGCAUGAGCGGAUAUGACCAAGUUUUACAGGAAAACUCCAGUGAUUUUCAAUCAAACAUUGCAUAGGCAGCCAAGCAGCAGUGAACAGCAGCUACUGCAGUAGUGGAAGCCAAGCAUCUGUGGGCGUGAACGGAAUGGGAGGGGUGUCUAGCAUGUCCAGUAUGAGUGCUGGAUGGGGAAUGUAAUUGAUCCCGAUCACUGACUCUUGGUCAGCUUUUUUUAAAGGAAAAAACAUCUUCAGUUUAACAGUUUUUCACAGUCUGAGCUUGUGAUUUAUAAUUACUGCUAUCAGUGGAAUGAGGAUUGUUUUAAAGACUCAAGGUUCAGUAUUUUUGAACACAAGUUAUCCAGGAUGUAACAUCGAAGUUAAGUAAACUUUAACUGUUAAACAAUUUUCAGCUUUUCUCAAGUUAGUUAUAUUGUAGGAUGUACUUAAGUAGUGAGUGUAUUUAGGUUAAAGCAGUUGAAUUACGUUAAAUGUUGCUCUUAUACUACAUUACAUGGAACCCUGUUUGGAUGCAUGUUGAAAAGACAUGCUGUUUUGUAAAAUUCAAUAUAGGAGCUGUGUCUGCAAUUAAAAGUGAGACAUUUGGCAUGUUUGUUAAUUCUAGUUUCAUUUAAUAACCUGUAA
Molecule: messenger RNA, 1862 nt
Organism: Fukomys damarensis (Damara mole-rat)
Lineage: Eukaryota; Metazoa; Chordata; Mammalia; Rodentia; Bathyergidae
Gene: Hnrnph1
Product: heterogeneous nuclear ribonucleoprotein H1
Exons: 11
Coding region: 224-1297 (357 amino acids)
Biological process (GO): regulation of RNA splicing
Cellular component (GO): nucleoplasm; ribonucleoprotein complex
Molecular function (GO): RNA binding
Source: RefSeq, a predicted model, not a curated record